Molecule: messenger RNA, 713 nt
Organism: Aphis gossypii (cotton aphid)
Lineage: Eukaryota; Metazoa; Arthropoda; Insecta; Hemiptera; Aphididae
Product: putative nuclease HARBI1
Exons: 4
Source: RefSeq, a predicted model, not a curated record
UAUGGUUUACAAGGAGUUGUUGGUGUUAUUGAUUGUACACAUAUUGCUAUAACUCCACCAAAGAAAAAUGAUGAGUUAUAUCCCGAACACAUCUACGUCAAUCGUAAAGGAUAUCAUUCAAUUAAUACUCAACUCAUAUGUGAUGUCAAUUUACGUAUUUUAAAUGUGUCAGCCCGAUGGCCAGGGUCUACCCAUGAUUCCCACAUAUGGAAUGAAAGUCACGUUAAGACAUUUAUGACAAGCUUGCAUGAUCGAGGUUUUACUUCAUACUUUUUGUUAGGAGACUCUGGGUAUGCUUUGCGGCCAUGGUUGUUAACGCCGUUUUUAAACGUCGAAGCUAAUACACCGGAAUACCGGUUCAAUGAAGUUUUUUGUCGUGCGAGAUCUACUAUCGAACGCUGUAAUGGAGUUUUAAAAAUGCGUUUUCGCUGUCUUCUCAAAGAUCGAACACUGCAUUAUUCACCCAACAAGGCUUCAAAAAUAGUGUUGGCAUGUGUUGUGUUACACAAUUUGUGUAUUGAAGAAAAUGUACCUUUAAUUAAUGAAGAGGUUGAGGAUGAUGAUUUUGGAAUUUACCAAGCUGUUGACAAUGAAGAAAUGUCACAAAGUAGGCAAAACCCGGAACUUGUGGCCGGCCUUCGUUUCCGUCAAAACAUUGUUAACAGACUUUUUACAAACUAAAAUAACUUGUGAUUGAGUAAUCUCUAUUCUAU